AUGCCCUCAUACGUGAUUGCCGGCGCAUCCCGCGGUAUUGGGCUCGAAUUUGUAAAGCAACUCCUCGCAAAAGGGGAUGUCGUGAUCGCUAUUGCGCGCACCCCUGAGAAGUCCACGGGUCUACAGGAGCUGAAGGGCGAGAAGAACCUACAUAUUCUUCAGGGCGAUAUCAGCAAACCCGAGGACAUGAGAGCUUGUGCGGAUGCGACGGCGAGAAUCACGGGCGGCUCAGUCGAUGUCUUGAUUAACAAUGCCGCUUAUCUGGGUUACGAAAACCAAUACAACGCCAUUGACGAGUUUUCAUCCGAUGCAGCCCUAUUAGACUCGUUCACGAAUAAUUGGAACACCAACGUCCUCGGAGUGAUCUUCACGACGAACGUGUUCCUCCCUCUCCUCGCCAAAGGGGACCUCAAGAAGGUCCUUACCCUCAGCUCGGGCCUGGGAGAUCCCGUGUUCAGUCUCAACACCGAGUUUGACUGGUGUGUCGCGUACUCGGUCGCUAAAUGCGCGCUGGAGAUGGUCAAUGUGAAGUAUGCUGCGAAGUACAAGAAAGAGGGAUGGACAUUUCUUGCCAUCUCCCCAGGUGUGGUCAACACCCAACUAGAACCCCGUGCGUGCUUCCCUUUUGGUGUAUUUCUCUUCCAUCUAACCGUAUCCUAG
Molecule: messenger RNA, 660 nt
Organism: Dacryopinax primogenitus
Lineage: Eukaryota; Fungi; Basidiomycota; Dacrymycetes; Dacrymycetales; Dacrymycetaceae
Product: NADP-binding protein
Exons: 5
Coding region: 1-660 (219 amino acids)
Molecular function (GO): oxidoreductase activity, acting on the CH-OH group of donors, NAD or NADP as acceptor
Source: RefSeq, a predicted model, not a curated record